AUGAAUGUUGAAUUUGUUAAAUUUCUAGAUAAUCACGACAAUUUAUUGGAAGCAUCCGAAAUGAAUGGAAGAAAUGAAGAUUAUACUGUACAGGAAAAUAAUGUUCCGGAUACUUAUAGAGAUCGGAUAAUGAAAUGGAAUGGAUGGGGAUAUGCGGAUUCAUCAUUUGUAAUUAGAAAUUAUGCUAAUGCUGUUCUCACUGGUAAUAGGUAUAACUUAUCGGGUCAAACAUUGCCUUAUCUCAUAAAAUACAUGGAGGAGAAACUUGGUGUCGCCAUUGAUAUCCAAACUCCAAGUAUACGUUAUGAAGAUUUAAUCAUUCCAACUUUGCUAGUACUGGUGCCAAAUUUCUUUAGUUUUUCGAUUUCUUUCGUAACUUAUAAUCGUCCAUAUUUAGUACAUGAUAUCGCUAAUUUACGAAAUGGUACUGUUGGACGCAUUCCUGAUAUUAUCGUAUGGCCUAAAAAUGAAGAGGAAGUUAUGACAAUUAUUGAUGGUGCUAAGAAAUUUGAUGUUGUUAUAAUACCGAUCGGUGGUGGAACUUCAGUAACAGCUGCACUGGAAUGUCCAAGUGAAGAGGCACGGAGUAUUUGUUCUUUGGAUAUGACACUGAUGGAUGCAAUUAUUUAUAUUGAUGAUAAGAAUCUUCUUUGUCGAGCUCAAGUAAUGCUGGUUAU
This is a messenger RNA of Acanthocheilonema viteae, 677 nucleotides long. Lineage: Eukaryota; Metazoa; Nematoda; Chromadorea; Rhabditida; Onchocercidae. The record is from the annotation of a GenBank genome assembly.